This is a messenger RNA of Amyelois transitella, 6227 nucleotides long. RefSeq names its product forkhead box protein O (gene foxo). NCBI's taxonomy places the organism in Eukaryota, Metazoa, Arthropoda, Insecta, Lepidoptera, Pyralidae. The transcript has 9 exons. Gene Ontology annotation, biological process: regulation of transcription by RNA polymerase II. Gene Ontology annotation, cellular component: nucleus. The coding region runs from base 791 to 2350 and encodes 519 amino acids. The record is from RefSeq and is a predicted model, not a curated record. Gene Ontology annotation, molecular function: RNA polymerase II cis-regulatory region sequence-specific DNA binding; DNA-binding transcription factor activity, RNA polymerase II-specific.
UCGCACGAGCGGCGGGCCUCGCAACUAGAAUCGGUUCAGUGUACGUGCGACCGCUUGCGGCCGAGGACGAAUUGCCGCGCCACCGCGCCACACUCAGCUUAUUACGCAGUAGCAGCAGUCGCAACCGCGUGGACUUUGCGUACAAACUUUCAAGUGUCCUACCGUUAGUGCGUUUAACCCAAUAAUUCACGUACUCUUUUAAAAAAAGACCCAGUGAUAACUGUUGUGUGUGGUAAUCAGUGUGGAAAAGUUCUAAAGUCGUGACUCUGAACUUGUGAAGGAACGCUCGAAUUUGCGCAGUGAUAAUAUCACCAGGACUGUCGACAGCGCUGAAGAUAGGUCGAGACAAUAUUCGGUGUUUCGAGCCGAUACUAGCCACGUUACAAGGUUAACGCGCCUCUAGCCCGCCAGUGAUGAAUUGGAAAAUCGGCGCGUAGUCGCUCACGUGGUCGCGCCCCGCCCCCGCCUCGCCCGCACUUAUAUUUAGCGAAAAUCGCCUCUCGGGAGCGGUCCGACGGCUGAAGCUCUCUGCGCACAUCGCUGUUUAUGAACAGCGAGACGCCACAUGUUAUUGGCUUCGAAUAACAUAGCCGAUAAGGAGAAGACAGAUAACCUCUCCGGAUCACGGCUCGGGUCCGGUCCGACGAUAUUCUGGAAAUAGAAAGAAAUCGGUUAAAAUCUGAAAGGAGAACAAACUGAGAUGCUAACGGCCGGUGUCGGCACGCGCCGGUGAGCGCUCGAACCGACACACCUUCCAAAAAUUUCCACUGAUCGAAAUCGAAACGGCGAGAUGUCUUUACAAGGAGGCGGUAAUUACCAAAGCCCAUGGUCUUCACAGACCGGUCUGGCGGAGUUAGAGGGUCAAAUGGGCGAGUUAGAGCCCUUAGGGGAACUAGUAGAAGCGGGAUUUGAACCACAGACUCGAGCGCGUUCAAACACGUGGCCACUGCCGAGGCCAGAAAACUAUGUGGAACCGUCUGAUGAUACAGGUUCUAAGAAGAAUUCGAACCAAAACUUGACCGGUGCCCCGCCGCUGCCUAGUUCGGCGGUGACGGCCAAGAAAAACUCAUCCCGUCGCAACGCGUGGGGAAACCUCUCGUAUGCAGAUCUCAUCACCCAGGCCAUCACAUCAGCUCAAGACAACCGACUUACACUGUCCCAGAUCUACGAGUGGAUGGUCCAGAAUGUGCCAUAUUUUAAAGAUAAGGGAGAUAGCAAUUCUUCAGCUGGAUGGAAGAACUCCAUCCGGCAUAACCUGUCGCUACACAACCGGUUCAUGCGAGUGCAAAACGAGGGUACGGGGAAGUCUUCGUGGUGGAUGAUCAACCCAGAUGCGAAACCAGGCAAGUCCGUGAGGAGACGUGCUGCGUCUAUGGAGACUUCCAAGUUUGAGAAGCGGAGAGGGAGGGUUAAAAAGAAGGCUGAAGCACUAAGGAAUGGUGUGACAGCGGACGCCACGCCUAGUCCCAGCAGUUCAAUAUCAGAAAGCUUGGACAUGUUCCCAGAUUCGCCUCUCCACAGCAACAGUUAUCAGCUGUCGCCGGACUUUCGUCAGAGGGCCUCCUCGAACGCGUCUUCUGUCGGCCGCAUGUCCCCGAUCCCAUCGAUGCUCGCCCAGGAGGCGGACUGGGGCGAGACUUACACCCCCGCCGGGGACUUCACGUCAAAUAGCGAUUUCUCCCAGAUCGACUACGCACAAGACGAGCAGUUAGCCGGAAACCUUGCCGAUUCUAUGAAACUGCAAGGAGCUACUGAUCCAUUCCUUAACACGUACGUUCCAACGACGUCGUCGUCGUCCGCGAACAACUACCGGUAUCCGACGUACGGGACCUGCCCUCGCCACCUGCACGUUGGCUGCGCGUGCGCAUCGAUGUACUCCAACCCAGCCCACCCGGCGCACCCCACACAUCCUCAUCAGCACGCUCUGGACCAUUUCGUGAGGCCACCCGCACCUGCGGAUUCCGCUGAUAUUAUGCAAAUAGAAAACAAUCAAACUCAAAUGGUGACGACAUCGGACGCAGCCCUCAUGAACGGCGGCAUGAUGGUGCAGACCGGAGCUAUGGGGCCCACGACUGUGAUGGGGCAAAUCAUGGGGGCCCUCAACACGGGGCUGGUAGAGGACCUCAAUAUAGAAUCUUUGGAGCCUGGCUUCGACUGCAAUGUUGAUGAGGUCAUAAAACAUGAGUUGAGCAUGGACGGCACGCUAGACUUCAACUUCACCCAGCAACACACGAUGGCCGCAGACGCAGAGAGCCAGUUCGCAGCGCCGGCGCCGCCCGUCCCCACCACACUCUCCGGCGGCGGCGCACCAAGAACCCCCUACUCCGUCGCCCCCUCCUGGGUCCAUUGAACCAAACACCCAAACGUAUGGACUAGUUACCUACUUAUCAGUUCCAGGAACUGCCACGUUUCCUAAUGUAAAUAAUCAUUUUUGUUAGUUUGGCAUUGUAGUCGAGAUUUUUGUUCAUUUAUCAUGUUAACUAAUGUUAGAGUUUUAUUUAGUGUUAAGUGGACCGUUACCGAUCGUUGUUGAAGUGUCAAUUGUGUUAGUGUAGGCUUUAGUGCUAAGCUAGGUGGAAGCUUGUGAUAUAGAUAGGAUACUGUAAUCCGAAUAGUUGGACCCGGAGGGGGCUGGGUAAUAAGUGCGGCGACGAACAGUUUAGAAUGAGGUCAUUCGGAUACUGAAAAUUAUCAGAUGCUGUUUUAAUAAUAGAGUCUGGAUAAUACUAUCCUGAAAUCAGGAACAAAUAAAAUAUGUGUGCAGUGUUCGACCACUGAUGUUGUGGUUUGGCUCCAAUAGCUGGUUGCAGAACAAGCACGAGGUUGUGACGGCAUUCUAAAGAACCAUUUACAACGAGCAUCACAAUAAUUACCAAACAUGAAGACCAGUUAAAAUCGAGACUGACACUAGUGUUCUAACAAUUGUUAUUGGCAAAGUAAAUUGACGAUCAGAUGUGCGUGAUUUGAAUUAAGUGAUAUUUUGGACGUUAAAAUUUUAGGGUAAGAUAUUUGACCUCGCGAUGUAUGUAGUGCGACGCUGUAGCGGUUCAGUUAUUUGUAUAUUCUCGCUGACCCCUCUAUACCUGACAAAUAUGGACUAGUACCUAAUUAUCAUCUUAGUGCGUGCCAGGGCCUUAUCAGACUGAUUUACAUGGAAUUCGCAGCAGCUGUACAGAAGACGAUAAAUACUGUCUACACCUAUAUUAUAGGUGUAUCAUAACGCCAUCUUUUUUCUCUAGUUUAUGUCUACAAAUGCCAUACUGAUAGUAAUUUUGCACAUUUUAAUUCGCAUACAUAAUAGUGGGCCCAAUAUAACUGUUAUUUAUAUCUGGAGAAACAUUUGAGCGAUUUAUACUGUUGACAGUGUUUCCAAAGAAUAUAUAUGUUUUUAAUUAAAAUGUACCAUUUUUGGACAAAGUUUUCAUAAAAUAAACAAUAAACUAGUUAUUAUAAAGUCCUACAUUGUUAUUAUGCCAUAGAGUAAGGUUAGUUAUUACUGUUAAUAACACUACAGAAGCCAUUAUUAAACCAAAAACAUUUUCAUACGAACAUUGCUCAAUAUUUCCGGUGUAUGUAAGUAUUUGAUAUAUACAGAAAUAUUGCGAAUAGAAUUGAUAAAUAACUGACAAAUUGUGCCUAUACAAACUUUGAUUUGAAAUGAAAAUGUUAUGCUCAUUAUUCAAAGAUUAUAGUAAUUAACCAUAAGAAUUUACAGUCUUUAUGCGUACGCACAAACAAAAUCCAUUAUAGUCAGAUCUCUAGUCCCAGAUGUUAAUUUGUAUAAGCUACUUUUGCCUAAUAAGUACAGAUUUUACUCAUAGAUAAGCAGUGUCGAGGGCUAGCCCAUAUAAUGUAGCAAAAAUUCAUUCUGUGAAUUACCUCAGUGGACUGUUUGUGAUAGAUUUAGCCAAUAAGUGUUCAAGUUAGUACGUGUAUCAAAUAAGUCAAUUCUUAUACUUUUUGGCGUCCAUUGUAUGUGUAUUUUUUAUUGACAUUUUCUAAUGAUUUAGCAAAGUUUUUAUUUUUUUACGCCGAUGAUUCUUUUUAAACACUGCUUUUAUACUUUACUAUGUAUAUUUGCAGCUGAUAGUGGUGCUAUAUAGAUUAUGAAAUAGCGCAUACAACUUUUGUUUUAAAGUAUUUAUCACAUUAAUGAAAUCAACGUACAAAAUUCCAAAUAAAGAACUAUGCGAUGUAUUUUUCUAAUAGUACUUCACUCAAAUAAGAAGAAUUUAUUUACGAAAUAUUUUAUUGGUUUUAAUUUUAUAAAUUAUACAGUCAAUUUUUGAUAAUAUAAUUAUUGUGAUUUGAUAGGAAUCCUAUUAGAAAAAUAGAACGUAACUCGUACCUAGAUUGUAAAAUAUUUAUGAGUGUAAGUUGUGGACACGGCACGCGAGGGACGAUCACACAAUUAUUUUUAUUUAGAUAGAUAAUGAAUACAUAGUUUUAUUUUACGAGAGUUGGCUUAAAGUCAUUCUAUUAGUCCUCGGAUGUCGAACAUCAACCCUUUACUAGGUGAUGGGGGUAUGAUAGUGACCAUUUGCCAAAUAUACAUACGUAAAAUUCAAUAACUGUCCGAGUGAAACGAAAUUAUUGAUAGUUGUAUUAUAUGAGUGUUGUAGAUUUGUUACUCUUUGGAGGUAUCUCAAUGUAGUUAAGUUAGACAUAAUAGCUAUCUCCUGGUUGUUGAAAUAUUAAAAUUUACAACGUCGAGACGUAUUAGUUGUCAAUCCAUGUGGUCAAUUAAAUAUGGACCGAAUUACGUCUGUCCCAUUAAGGCCUAGCGUUAAUGAGGAGAUGGAAUCGGCGUAGAUAGUAUGUGCUUUUAGUCCUGGUUAUGCUUGCAUUAGGAUCAAGUAGUAGUAGUAUUGACCGUUAGGUGCGAUCAUUGUACUUCUUGUAUAUUAAAUAAAUAAAAUAAUGAAUUGGUGUUAGUUGAAUUUUUAUGUUCCGGAGUUUGAGAUACUUAUGUGAUGAAACGUAAUUUAAAUUAAAAAAAAAAUGUAAAAUGGAAUGUGAAAUUGGUCACAAUUGUGAAGAUUACUUUUAUUAUUGAGGCAUAAACUGUGACUAGAGGCACAAAUUUUAACGAUACAUUUUUAAUCAUACUUAUGCUAGAUAAACUUUUAAUUAUUUUAAUGGAUUCAGUAUCUUUUUACAUUAUAAACUUCUUUCAGCUUCUUGACGGAAUUACUUAUUAAGAAGUUUUACAAAAUGAAAAAUAAAGCUUCCAAUUCUCAAUACAAAAAUAAUUAUGCACGAGACAAAAUGAAAAUGGUACCUGGUACAAGUUAAUUCGGCCUAAUUAUCAAAGUAUUCGACUGCAUCGAACGAUACGGUGUGAUGCGUAUGAAGAUAGAAAAGUGAAUGGGAUAAGAAAGUUUAAAUUUUCCUACUUCACUUCAGGAUUUAUGUAAUUUAAAACAUUACUCCACAGUCCAAUUUAAACAAAAAUAUUAAAAUUAAAUUAUACAGAAUACCUCUUAACCAAAAGGUGUUUAAAAACUACUAGAUGGUUCCAAAAAUUCUUAAUAAAUGCAGAGCACUAAUUGACUCUGUCUGACUAAGUCAUGAUAAAUUGCAAAAAAAUUUUGAUACGAUUCGCUAGGCUAGAUUUUCGGUAUUCUCGUACCGAAGAAGCAGUGAAAUUGUGGCUUUAUUUGCCUACAUUAAAAUAAAAUAUAACGUUUGUCAUUGACAAAGUUUUCCUGGAUUAGUUACAUAACGUCGAUCAAAGAAAAACCAAUUCUCGGAAUAUUCGUGGCGUCGAGUGACGUUUGACAAACGUAGGUAUUUAGUUCACCAACCAGGCGCUAAAAAUAAAAUCAUUAAUGUACUAUGAUUUUUCCCAUACAUUGAACAUGGGAUCUGUGUCUAGAUUGUAAUAGAUAAAUAUAUUUUAAUAUUAGUCCAUGGUUAUUGCAUUAGUAAUCAUGUAUUUAUAGGACCUGGGUGCGUAACACGCAGCAGAGAAAUGCUUCUAUGUAAAUUAUUUUGUACAAUGUUUAAAUUUUUCUAUGUUUGCAUUAUUGUGUUUAUUAUGUAACAAUUUACAUUAAUUUGUUGAUUUUUCAGUUGCUUACUAUUAUUAUUAUUAUGAAAUGUGAAACAUAGUUAAAUUAGGAGGAAUUAUGUGUUUCAAUGUAAAUAUAUAGACAAAAACAUGUAUGUAGGAGUACAUAAAUAUUAUUUUAUGUAUUAAAUUUGAUAUUGUUUUCAAAAUUUAA